AUGGAAGUCGAAGAAACGAGGGACCCCACCCCUCUCGGUCGAUGUUGCAGUCUUGCAGACUCUUCCCUUGUCAUUGAAAUGGAAAAAUCUAUCUACUACUUUAAAAACAGAGGCAUGGCUGUUCUCUUUGCUGCAAGUUUCAGCUGCAGUAUCCCUAGAACCGAUGCUGGCUUCUACAUAUCGUUGAGGGGUGAUGGUGAAGUCCUGCAAACACAAGAUCUCCAGGUUGAAGGGGCUUGCUUGAUCAUGGUGCCUAUUGGGGAAUAUUCUUGCUGUGCAGCUUGCGGUUGGUACAUUCCAACCCACCUUCGCGACUUUAUUUCCAUGGCAGAUCUCUUUGGCGACCAAGAUGGAGUUCUCAAGUCGGUUUCAGACACACCACCUACUCAUUUCACCCUCAAAAUUCAAUUAUUUUCAUUACUAACAAAGAACAACAUUGAGAGAUACACUUCAGUUAGUUCAUUGCAUCCUGGUUGGGCGGUGCAUGCUGCUUUUCGACUGUUUUUGCUUGAUCAGAACAAAGACAACUACUUAACACUUCAAGAUACAAGAAGAAAGGGAAGACGCUUUAAUGGAAUGAAGCUGGAAUGGGGUUUUGAUCGGUUCAUCCCUCUUACUACAUUUUCCAAUCCUGAUAAUGGGUAUCUUGUCAACGAUACUUGUGUCUUUGGAGCAGAGGUCUUUGUCUGUCAGGAGAAAAAAAAGGGUAAAGAAGAGUCAUUAUUGAUGAUGAAGGACGCUAUUAAGUACAAGCACACUUGGAAAAUUGAGAAAUUUUCAAAGUUAGACAAAGGGUGUGAAGACUCUGACACAUUCAAUGCUGGAGAUCAAAAAUGGAAGAUACAACUAUAUCCAAAGGGAAAAAGCAGUGGCAUAGGAACUCAUAUAUCUCUGUAUCUGGCUUUGGCUGAUCCCACAGCCCUUCCUCAUGGCUCCAAAAUAUUUGCAGAGUUCAUAUUGCGUAUACUAGACCAAACGCACAGCAAUCAUGACUUCGGAAAAGCGACUUACUGGUUCAGUGCAUCAAGCCAACAAUGUGGUUGGCCUCGAUUCAUUUCACUCAGUUAUUUCAAUUCAUCUUUCAACGGCUUUCUGGUAAAAGACAGUAGUUGGGUGGAAGCAGAAGUCAUUGUCCAUGGGGUGGCUAAUGCACAGUAA
This is a messenger RNA of Ilex paraguariensis (yerba mate), 1158 nucleotides long. Lineage: Eukaryota; Viridiplantae; Streptophyta; Magnoliopsida; Aquifoliales; Aquifoliaceae. The record is from the annotation of a GenBank genome assembly.